Messenger RNA from Ascoidea rubescens DSM 1968, 939 nucleotides. RefSeq lists its product as uncharacterized. Bases 1 to 939 code for a protein of 312 amino acids. Gene Ontology annotation, cellular component: endosome; BLOC-1 complex. The record is from RefSeq and is a predicted model, not a curated record. The transcript has a single exon. NCBI's taxonomy places the organism in Eukaryota, Fungi, Ascomycota, Saccharomycetes, Ascoideales, Ascoideaceae. Gene Ontology annotation, biological process: regulation of protein localization; endosome organization.
AUGAUGGAGCACUUGGAUGUGAAUGAUCGUUUCUCUAACAUAAACCAGUCUCUAUCGAUUAACCAGCAUCGCUCGAGGGAACCAAGCAUCAGCUCUCAAAUAUUUGCUGUUCCUUCCGAUUUGGCUUCUGUAGAACACCGCCAUAGAAGAGGCAAUGGUGAUAAUGACGAUGAUAAUAAUGAUAAUGAUGAUAAUGAUGGUGAUAAUGAAGAAGAAGACGAUAACUCUCAGAACAGGAACCAAAAUUACAAAACAAACGUCAGAAAUGCUAAUUUGAACACAAACACUUCUCUACUAAACAGCAAUUCUACCAACAGCACUCAGGGUUUGAAUCGCAAUGAACAUAAUGAAUAUGAUUCUGAUUCGAUUUCAUCCUCAUCUUACGCAGAAUCAUCAAGCAAUUACUCCCAGGAUAACUAUUUGAGUAGUUUUAGUUCGUUUGAUUAUCUUUUAACCUCAAUUAACGAUUCUUUAGUUAAUGAUAAUAGUUUGUUAGAUAAAUCAUUGGUUUUACAGGCUCAGACCUCUGGUUUAAUUAAAAACAAGACUUUGGAAUUAAAACUAUUACAAGAAAAUGCUAAAAAAAAGAUUCAGUUAAUUAAUAAUAUAUAUUUAUCAUCUGUUUCUUCCAAUUCUUUAUCAAACUCAAUAACAAGUUCUUUAACUAAUUCUCUAACCAAUUCAUUAACUAAUUCUUCAUUAACAAAUAACAAUAAUAGUGCAUUGACUGCAUUGAAUAAUUAUCAAUUAAUGAUUAAAAAUAUUAGAAAAAAUUUGAGAUGGUCUGAAAAACAUUUAAAUGAAUUAGAAAAUUUAUUUGAACAAAAUCAUCCAAUAGAAUAUAACGAAUCAAAAGAUAUAAUAUUAAAUAGAUAUAAUCCAAUCAAUAAAGAUGAUAUGAAUUUGUUGAAUAAAAAAAAUAUAAAUAAUGAACAAUAG